AUGAGUGGGGAAAAUCAGUCAAGUGUCUCUGAGUUCAUGCUCCUGGGACUCCUCACACAGUUCCAGGAGCAGCAGCAACAGAUCCUCUUCGUGCUCUUCCUGAGCAUGUACCUGGCCACGGUCCUGGGAAACCUGCUCAUCAUCCUGGCCAUCAUCGCAGACUCCCGCCUGCACACCCCCAUGUACUUCUUCCUCAGCAACCUGUCCUUUGUAGACCUCUGCUUCUCCUCCACCACCGUCCCCAAGAUGUUGGCCAACCAUAUACUUGAGAGUCAGACCAUCUCCUACACUGGGUGUCUCACACAGCUGUAUUUUCUCAUUGUGUUUGUCAACAUGGACAAUUUCCUCCUGGAUGUGAUGGCCUAUGAUCGCUACGUUGCUGUGUGCCACCCCUUACACUACACAACAAAGAUGACCCCUCAGCUCUGUGCCCUGCUGAUGGUUGGAUCGUGGGUCACUGCCAUUCUGAAUGCUCUGUUGCACACCUUACUGAUGGUUCCACUUUCAUUCUGUGCAGACAACAGGAUCCCCCACUUCUUCUGUGAUGGGAGUCUCUUGAAACUCUCCUGCUCUGACACAUAUCUCAAUGAAAUGAUGAUUCUCAUUGUACCAGGACUGAUCAUGAUUUCUCCAUUUAUUUGCAUCCUCAUCUCAUACAUCCUUAUUGUGUGUGCAGUCCUGAGAGUCCCGUCCACAAAGGGAAAGUGGAAAGCCUUCUCCACCUGUGGCUCCCACCUGGCUGUGGUUUCCCUCUUCUAUGGCACCAUCAUCACCCUGUAUUUCAACCCUUCAUCCACCCACUCAGCUGAGACAGAUACUGCAGGGACUGUGAUGUACACGAUGGUGACCCCCAUGCUGAACCCCUUCAUCUACAGCCUCAGGAACAAGGACAUGAAAGGGGCUCUGAGGAAAAUGGUUGCCGUGGGAUUUUUCUCUGCUUAA
Molecule: messenger RNA, 942 nt
Organism: Echinops telfairi (small Madagascar hedgehog)
Lineage: Eukaryota; Metazoa; Chordata; Mammalia; Afrosoricida; Tenrecidae
Product: olfactory receptor 1361-like
Exons: 1
Coding region: 1-942 (313 amino acids)
Biological process (GO): G protein-coupled receptor signaling pathway
Cellular component (GO): membrane
Molecular function (GO): olfactory receptor activity; G protein-coupled receptor activity
Source: RefSeq, a predicted model, not a curated record